Messenger RNA from Nasonia vitripennis (jewel wasp), 2325 nucleotides. RefSeq lists its product as uncharacterized. The transcript has 2 exons. The record is from RefSeq and is a predicted model, not a curated record. The coding region runs from base 198 to 1349 and encodes 383 amino acids. NCBI's taxonomy places the organism in Eukaryota, Metazoa, Arthropoda, Insecta, Hymenoptera, Pteromalidae.
GGUUUUAUAUGCUAAUGUGAGGAUUCUUGGACUCGUACACGGGAUCGCUUUGGUGGGGGUACACGUAUAAAAGGGAACCAAGCAGCAGUAUUCCCUCUGAAAGGAUCGAGACGUCGGUUAACAAAGACGUAGGAUAAUCCAAAGUUUCGGUAAAAAUCUCUGCAAAGUAUUAGGAGGCUCUGAGAAAAAACGCCAAAAUGUCAAAGCUAAACCCACUGUUGGCGUUUUGCUUCGCGCUUCUCUGUUUCUCCAUCAACAUCGAUGCCCAAUCGUUGAUCUUCACGAAAAAAUACUCGAUAGAAUAUUUCCAACUGAAUCAAGAUUUCGUCGUCAAGUCCAACAAUAGCAUCAUGAUCGUCGGCGUUUACAAUAAUUUUGUAAACAUGACGACGCUCGAGGGAGACGUGAUAAAUAUCUGCGAAUAUUCUAUUCCGCCUGAAGAGGCCUUCUUCGGAAUAAACGAGGCAGUGGCCUUGGGAAACGGCAAAAUCGUUGUUAACAACUGGUUGAACAUGCAUGAAGUAAUCGAGCGGAGCUUGAUUGUCAUCGUCGAUCCCCACAACUGCUCUAGCACUAAGACUCUCGUCAUGGUGCAAAAAGAGGGAGAGCGCCUCGGAAUAAAGUUUUUAGUCCCGUAUCACGAUAGCUUCGACCUGUACUUCUGGAACAAUACGAUCGCUCGUUACAGCGACUCGGGCGAACGGAUCCACCUGGAUUACCAACUGGACGUAGGGCCCAACAGCCGAGAAGAGUACCUCCGGCCGGUUAAGCCGUACGAUCCAUCCGAGGGUUACUUCUUCAGUCAGAUCAUCUAUGAUAACAGCACGCGGUUGAAACGCCUCGACUCCAGGUUCCAGACGAUCAAGGAGACGUACUUUGCACCCGACGUGCGAGAAAUCUCGACGACUUACAACAAGGUCAGUUUCUGUAGACAGUACGAAGAUCGAAAGGUGGACCAAUGGCACAGCUCUUGCUACUUCUACGAUGCCCAGAAUCUGAGUAGACGAGCUUCGGUCCAGAUGUACGGGGCAUCGAGUGACUUCCAGCUAUCGCAUGCCGUGAUAGCCAACCUGCCGGAUGGUAGCUCUCUCGUCGCUCUCAGUUUUGAACUUGGUUGGUUCGCGGACGAAGGUUACGCAAAGGAGUAUUACCUACAGCGAGUCUACGCGGACGGAACCACGGGAAAACCCGUUUUCGUCGAUACAUACUACAACACGAUCGAACAUGUCAGCCGGACAAGCAUGAUUUUGUUGGACGGAGGCGAGCUCUGCUUGAUCGUCCAGGAUCUUUGGUUUGAAUACCGUCGUAUGAAGAGAAGGGUCAACACCAAAUGUUUCAUUUUGGACUGAUGCGAAUGUGUUUUAUUUAUUCUUUUAUUCAACAAGAGCGACGAGUGAAAAAUUCAUAAUUUUGUAGAGAAGAUUUAGUUAAAAGCGUCAUUGUCGCGCGGAGAAGAGAGAGUAAAAAUCACACGUAUAAUCACUAGAGAAAAAAUAAAGAAAUAAGCUGUGAUAAAAAAUAUGUGUUGGAAGCUUAGUUUUUAAAAAGUUUGCGUUUGAAAAUAAAGUAGAAAAAAAUCUUAUAUAUGUCGAUUUUAAACGAAAGCCAGUGAUUUUCCUUUUUUCAAAAAUUCGUCGGCUGAACUCGGUUCAACGUAAGCGUAUCCAGAAAUUUUAGUUGUACCGGAAAAAUAGAGACUUUCGUUACAAAAAAGAUAAAUACAAAUAAUGAAAAAGAAUUUUAAAAAAUUUCAAGUGGCAGCGGCGUGACUGCUGAGGUGCGUUAUAUAUAUACACUAUUUUUGUUUGGAGUCGUUCAAAUACAGUUACGGUAAAUGUAAAGCACAUCAUUUUCCAUACGAAUUUUAUAAAUAUAAUUAUCAUGUAAAUCUAUACGAAUAAAGAUAUUAUAUCCGAGUUUUUUAAAAUACAAUAAAAUUCUUCUAAUUCCUUUUUAAUUUAAUUGACGAUGUGAAAUAUGAGAAAAAUGCAAACGCAUAAAUAACAAAAUCGACACUUUACGAAGCACAGGGGAUGCGGGUUUUAGAAGGUAUACGAAAAUGGGGGCGGGCAAAAGCGCAGUAUUAUAUACGCAGGCAAAUAAAGGAUUAGAGUGAGAGAAAAAACUUUUUAAUAGAUAUUGAAUGACUACAGACUUGCAAUGAAGUAAAUUUUAUUUACUUCUACCGUCGAUUGAAUUCAUGUAACACAAUGAUCUCAAAAUUAUGAAUACACGUAAACAUAAAAUCAAAAUAUCGUCGAAGACUUAAAAUGUAAAUUGUAUGUAUUAACGACUACUUAAAUUACCUUUUGAUAAAUAAAGAAA